AAGCGAAAAGAGCAAAUAAAAAAGAGGGUAAAAGAAAAAGGAAAAGCAGAGAAAAAAAUAAAUCCAAUUUCUUUGGGCUUCAGGGUGGCUUUGGCGUCGUUCCUACGUCGACAUCUGCGCUUGGAGUUCGGCUUUUUUUGUCCUUGAGGUGCCGCCCUAACCGGCCUGCCAAUUCGCUGAGAGCCGGGUGCACUUGGUAAUAGCCGGUAGCGCAACCCGCGAAUGGCACCAGCACAGUUGACAACACAGCCCCGUUGGGCUCCCGGCGGAACGAGGGAUAGUCAUCAACGCCAAGGUAUGGGAUCGCGGGGGAUAACCAGGGCUGCCGCAAAGGAUGAGGCUUCCAGGGACACGCAAAAGUCAUAUAAACAACUUCCCCCGACAUUUGAACUCGGCUAAACCGAACGCGGUUAUAGCUUUCCCUAAACCCACGACAACGUGGAAACCGCAGCUAUGCAUCUGAAAGCCCUUGUUGUCGCAGCCACGGUGUUGCCGCUUUGUUCUGGAGUUCCCCGAGACUCUGGUCAGGAUGCAGCCCGGCGUGGCGAGGAACCAUGCAAGCAAGUCCGUGACCACGUCGCCAAGUGGAUGUCGGACAACAACAUCGUGCCAAAUAUGGACCUUAGUGAACUUGAACGAAUCCUGAUUCCUUCAUUUCCUCGCGUAGCGAUAACGCCUAGUCUCGCCUUUGCAUGUCUCAAGUCGGUACCCUUGUACAAGGAUACGGCACUCGGUCAGGUAGACUUUCUCCGGCCGCUGUUUGAGUGGCAGAGCACCCUCGAUGACCUUCGCGACCCCCCCGAAGGCUAUCUCUCCGAAGGAGUUGACCUUCUCGGGGGCCUUGACGACAUAGCGGCGAAAUUACAAAAGGCUCAAGGAGGCUACAAGAACGAGUUUGAGUUCUUGGCCGACCUAUAUACCUUGACCACGGUUCGACCCCGAGAUUUCCAUUUCAUAUAUACCAGUUCGAUUUUCGAUCUCUUUAGCUUCCCAAGACCAGCCCGGUUUGUCUCGAUUUCUGCGGAUGGUGUCUCGGCUCCCAAGAUCUAUCUCCAUGCCGAUGUGGAUCAUGUCGAACAUGGGUACACCCCAUCGCCGGUCUCAACGAUUGACGGGAUCCCAGCCCUAGAGUUUUUGCAAAAGGAGGCCGUCAAGAAUGGCCGGUGCCACGAUCCGGACGCUCGCUUUAACAGCCAGUUCCCGAGUCUGGCCAACGACGCAGCCUUGGUCUACACGCCGGCGCAGCCGGCCACCCUAGACCUCCGCGACACGACAUCCGUGCAAUGCCAGAACGGUACAAAGUUUGAGUUCAGCAACUACGCCUUUGUCCGGGGCAACUUCACCAACAUCACGUCCGGAGUUGACCUGUACAACGAUUUCGGUCGGAGCAAUGGCACUGGGCCGCGAACGAGUCAGUCGGAGGUCUACGGCUUACUCGAGAAGAAUUACACCAGCCACUUCGUGGGAUACCCCGAGCCUAUCAAUGUCACCAUAAGUGGAAGCGUAGCAGGAUUCCUCCCCGAGAGCCCCGACUUCUCUGACGUGGCAGUGCUCAAUGUCAACACCUUCCAGGGGUCCCUCGGUCCACGCACAUUCACAACACCACCUAGCGCCGACUUUCAGGAAUUCUACAAUGUCACGGUCGACUUCAUCCGCGCCGCCAAAGCCUCCAACCGCACCAAGCUAAUCCUUGACGUCCAAGGAAACAGCGGUGGCCUCAUCUACAAUCUUGUGGCCCUCUAUUUCGCACUCUUCCCCGGAGACACCACCCUCCACCAGUUCUCCCAAGCACGCGCCCACCCCCAGCUCGCAUGGAUCGGGGAGCAACUCUGGAACGACACCGAACGGGCUGCGGUGUGGCCCGUACUCAACUUCAUCCGCCCGGACAACAAGCCGUGGUCCUCUUUCGAGGACUUCUACGGGCCCCACCCAGGCCCGCGGAGCGGCGAGUACACCACCCCAUCCCUCUUCAACGUCACCGACUACGCGCAAAUGUUUGUGUCGCACGAGGACCCGGCCACGGCCGACCCGUCGCUGUACGAGAUCCCUUGGACCGAGCCACCCUUCGCCCCCGAGGACAUCCUGGUCGUCACCGACGGCCAGUGCGGCUCCGCCUGCGCCAUGAUCGUCUCCAUGCUCACCCACGCCCACGGCGUCCGCACUGUCGCCCUCGGCGGCCGGCCCAUCCUCGCGCCCAUGCAGGCCGUCGGUCAGACCAAGGGCGGGCCGAUCAUGAACUUUGCUUCCCUGCCGGAUCUGGAUCGGGAUGCCGUGCCUGAUGGCCUGGAGAUUCCCCCGCCUAGAGAAGGAUUCCACCCGCCGUUAAGGGUGCCCGAGGUGUCGUUUAUUGGGUGGAGUGGUGCCAUACAAUUCAACUCAGUAAACAUGUUACCAUGGGGGGAGGAGACGGAGGGGGCGUGGCCGCUGCAGUUUCGCUAUGAGGCGGCUAAUUGUAAGCUGUUCUUUACUUGGGAGAUGGCGAGGGAUAUCACGGCUGUGUGGAAGGCUGCUGCUGCCGCCGCGUGGUUGGGGGGUAACUGCGUUCCUGGAUCGACAACUAACUCGGAUGGGACAAUGGGGGGCAUCCCAGAGUACACCAAGGAGGUUGAGGAUCAGUAUCGAUUGGGGGAGGGCCCGGGUGCCUUGAGGCAUAAAUAGACUAGGUUAAUUACGGAGAGAAUACGAUGUCCGUGUCUUUGA
Molecule: messenger RNA, 2700 nt
Organism: Chaetomium fimeti
Lineage: Eukaryota; Fungi; Ascomycota; Sordariomycetes; Sordariales; Chaetomiaceae
Exons: 3
Coding region: 454-2658 (734 amino acids)
Biological process (GO): proteolysis
Molecular function (GO): serine-type peptidase activity
Source: RefSeq, a predicted model, not a curated record